Messenger RNA from Apus apus (common swift), 6212 nucleotides. RefSeq names its product UDP-GlcNAc:betaGal beta-1,3-N-acetylglucosaminyltransferase like 1 (gene B3GNTL1). The transcript has 12 exons. Lineage: Eukaryota; Metazoa; Chordata; Aves; Apodiformes; Apodidae. Bases 99 to 1184 code for a protein of 361 amino acids. The record is from RefSeq and is a predicted model, not a curated record.
GCAGCGCGGGGGCAGCUCCCGCAGCGCGGCCCCUCCGGGCGGCCCCUCCGGGCGGCCCCUCCGGCGGCUCCUCCUCCUCCCGAGGGGCCGGGGCGGCCAUGGCGGAGGCGGGAAGGGCUGGCGGGAGCCCCGCCACAGCCCGCCGCGCUGCCCGGGUGUCUGUCAUUGUGCCUGUUCACAACAGCGAAUGCUGGUUGGAUGAAUGCUUGAAGUCAGUUUGGGAGCAAGAUUUUCAAGGAACCAUGGAGCUGUCAGUUUUUAAUGAUGCCAGUAAGGAUGGUUCAUCUGCAAUAAUUGAAAAAUGGAAGAUCAAGUUGGAAGAUGCUGGUGUUCCAGUGAUCAUUGGUAGUAAUGAUUCAUCUCAACCUCGAGGUGUUGGAUUUGCUAAAAAUCAAGCAGUAAUGCAGAGCUCAGGAACCUAUCUCUGCUUCCUGGAUUCAGAUGAUGUGAUGAUGCCACAGCGGGUUAGACUGCAGCACGAAGCUGCCAUUCAACACCCAAACAGUAUUAUUGGGUGCCAAGUCAGAAGAGAACCCCUGGACUCCACUGAACGUUACACUCGUUGGAUCAAUAAUCUAACUGAAGAACAACUUCUCACACAGAUAUUUACUUCCCAUGGGCCUACUGUGAUCAUGCCAACCUGGUUCUGUUCUCGAGAAUGGUUUUUUCAUGUGGGAAAAUUUGUUGAGGAUGGGAAGGGUGUUCCAGAAGAUUUGUUGUUUUUUUAUCAACAUAUCCAAAAGGGGGGUGAAGUCUUUCGAGUAAACCAUUGCCUCCUGCUGUACCGUUACCAUCCACAGGCUGCGACUCAUUCCAUCCUAGAGGGAACCAUCUGGAAUCACCGAGUCAGGUUUCUUGAAGACAGAGUCCUGAGCUCCUGGACAUCAUUCACCAUUUGGAAUGCUGGCAAGCAGGGCAAGAGGCUCUACAGAAGCUUGUCACCAGCUAAUCAGAAAAAGGUAACUGCAUUUUGUGAUGUCGAUGAGAAGAAAAUAACAAAAGGAUUCUACACUUAUGAAGCCUCUGAGGAGAGACCAAAACCCAGGAUUCCUAUUUGCCACUUCAGAGAUGCUGCCCCUCCUUUCAUCAUCUGCGUGAAGCUGGAUUUGACAGGUGGAGCAUUUGAAGCAAACCUGAACAUGCUGAACUUGAAGGAAGGGACAGAUUAUUAUCACUUCAACUAAGAAACAAGGUAAGGCAGUGAUACUGAACCUGUGUUAUCCCCUUAGUGUGUGUGUGGGAAAAGAGACUCUUAGCAUGAGCCAGGUUCUGGUUUUGGACAUGAACAGAAGAUUCCUGCAGGUUGUAGCAGGUACCUCACAGAGAAACUGGCUCAUUUUUAGCUCCUCUGACUAAAUUUUUCCUUCAAGUUUUCAUAGGGUGUGUGUGUAGACCCAUCAAACAACACACAGAGGAAUUAGACUAUCACGUUGCCUGUGCAUUUGUCCUCCCCAUCACAUUAAUCUUACUAAAGAUUAAUGUUCUAGCCAUUUUAUAGUCAAUAAGACUUGAAGGACUGAGUCACCUCCGUAUUCUUCAAGGGCCAUGAAGCUUCAGUCCUUAUUACAGUGUUUACCACAAGAACACUCACUUGAAUUAGAUGCAUAAAGAGCUGUUAAGAGAGGCUUUGACUUUAGCUGAAGUGAAACCUGGAUUGUUUGGUUGGAGUGAGACAUAAGUAGGACAGACUUUUUGCACAGGGAUAUUUAUGCUCAGGAAGAUUUAAUUAUCACUAAAUGCUGAUUUGCUACCUCUGGAAAACAAGUCUUUUAAGAGACUAAUGCAGCAGGUCAGGUUUAACACUGGAUGUGUGUACAGCAAGCACAGGCUCCAGGGCUCCGUUCAGAGUUGGAGAAGUAAAAGUCAUUGACAAAAAAAACCCCUCCAAGUCAGUUGUGACAGAAGUAUGAAGAGAAACUGCCAUCUUGUGGCUACAGAUAAUGAGCUUAAAAAAUGAAAACAUUAAUGAACCUUUGUUGCCUUUAUAAGGCAUACCUACACAAUUCUUUAAGACACAACCUCUGCCUCUUCUUUUGCUCAGCACUGCCCUGACAGCUCGUGCUGGGGAUCCAGUUUGUCAGGUUGCUGCAGCACAGACUCCUUCCGCCCUGAGGGCACCUGAACCAGGAGGGAACCAGCAGCCAGUGCCUGCACCUUCACUGUGCUGAGCUCUGCAGGAGAGAGAGGAAGAACAGAGGUCACCUGGAGUAGCAGAUACCACCACUUUAUCAGUAUCCCAGUCAUGGACCCAAGUAAACUAAAUGGAGAAGAAAAUACUGACAUACCAAGCUGUAAUAUUUACAGUCCUUUUUAAUACUUUAAUUUUUAACUACCCUUUAGCAGCUUUUAUUUGUACAAGUUUAAAAGGACUUAUAAGUGCUGAUAUCAUAUGAUAUUAACUUCAUUCACCUUUUCAUAAUCCUUGAGUGCUUCUCCUCUGCUCUCAGGGUAUGUGAGCUCUUGAAGAAGAGCAGAGUGUGUGAGCAGAACCUGCCUGCUAGUAGGGACAGCUGGGAGCCCUUCAGGUCCAGGGAGUGUCACUCUCAGAGUGAACUCCAGCAGUUCUCAGGGCAGGGACUUUGCAAAAAGUUAUACUGACUAUUUGCUUAUGUUAAAAGAGGAGGAAAAGGUGCUGUUCUAAACCCAGGAACAUUAUUUCCAGACUGCACGUGACACUGUUUUUAACAGUUGCAUCUGACUUACCUGUGUGCCUAUUUGACUACUUAUUAUUUUAUUUAUACCAGACUUUUCUCCUAAUGUGUCAGGCUUCUCUCAGCCACCAGUAAUUAAGAAGCCGAGAUAAGUAUUUUGAGAUCAGUGGAUUCAUCUUGCAACAUCUUAAUUUUGAACAUAACAUUUCUAUUAGUUGACUAGAAAACCUUGGAACAGCAACACUUGGGUCAACUGCUGCUCUAAAAACAAUGGCUUUUAUGGGCAAGAGGUUCAGAUUCUUGUUUUCCAAAAUCACAAGUGUUAGUCACAGGUAUCUUAAGAUGUGACUAAAAGCAGAAAACUGUAGAUCUGUCUCAGUAAGAACAGGAAGAGGAGAGAACUGGUAUGGGGACAGGAGGGUGUCCUUGGAGGUUAUUUGUAUCAGUCUUCUGACCAGUUUUUUGAAUGUACUUUAUAAAAUCUCUCUGUAUUUUUACAUCAGUGCAAACUCAAACCAUAGGAUCUGCUUACAUCAGGAAGCAUCUUGAGUGUAAAGCAUUAUCAGCACAUCACACAGGAAGAGCUGGCUGACCUCAAACUCUUACUGUCCUAUCACAGAGAGCCAGUUCAAGAUGUACUUUAAAAACUCCACUAGCCAAGAUCAGGAGCAGAAGAGACUUGGUGACUUUCAGCCACCGAUGGUGCAGCUGUGAAGAAGGCUCAUGGAAGUCUGAAAUGGAACUGUGCAGGGCAACAGAAUAAUGCUCUGAAUAAUGACAGUCAUGAGAAUAAACUUAAUGGUGCUCAAGUACUUUAAUGAGAAAAUGAAGGGAAUUGAGAUCCAAGCUCUAAGGAAAAACUUGGGAAAGAAGACUGCCAGAGGUAAUAUUUCUGAAUUAUGAAAUGAUUACAGAGGACAAAAUUCUAACUAUGGAAGCAGAACAAUAAAAAUUACAGUGGCCAAGAAUAAAUUGAUAUAGCACUAUUUAUAAGCUGGGUGCCUGUGAUUCUAAAGAAUUAGCCUUGGGUCAUCAAGUGUUUUCACUUUGUCUGGUAUUACUCAAAGUAGAAAUAAUUUUUCUUUGUUAAUUCUCACGUUAACACAUGUUUUCUAAAGCAGCAAUAAUUCAGCUUCCUUAUCUCUGCACAGAGAGGAAAGGAACCUGCUGAAACCCUGAGCAGAUGGGCAAUUCCACAUGAUCUGCAUUAAAAUGAAAUGGAACCUACACACGGGUAUAUUGUCUGCCUUAUGAAUGUAGUAACUUUUAGUUUAUAUUCUUCCUUUUAGGCAGUGUUAGAAUUCUGUGGCUGGAACAACCAUGUUAUAAUUCUGUUGUUGAAACUGGAAGUUUUUAUCCUCUUUCUUUGCCCAGAGAGGGCAGAUGAAGUUUUUAAAACAUCUGUCCUGUAUUACUUCAUGCUUGUGUUUUGUCUGAGUAAGAUGUCACACUACAAGUCUGGAAUGCUGUCAAGAAAGGAGCAUGGAAGGGCCUGAGACAACAGGCUUCAGCAGUUCCACACGCGUAGCGAGCUGGGAGGACAUAGCCACCAACCACUGGAGAACUGCAUCUGUUGCACUGAACUACAGCAGACUUGGUGGAACUGGUCAUGACCACGUGUGGCUGAAACCCCCUGAGGAGCACCUUCCAUACCUUACCUUGGACACCAGCUGUGGUUUGGGCACUUUCAGGAGAUCACAGAGACUGUUGCGUUUCUCUCUCACGACUGGCAGUUCAGCUUCCCUGCACAAGGAAGUAUUUUCCAGUUAAUUCUAAAAUUAAAACUUGAAGUUGGCUACAUGCAUAACAGCUUGUAGAGCUGGCUCUUUUGUUAUCUUAUUACCAGGUCUGUAUCUCCACAUGUACAUUGCAAGUCCUAGAAUUUUUUGUUCUGUCACACUUCACCAACAAUGUGCCAUUUUUGUACCAUCUUGAACUCAAACCAGGACAAUCUGGCUUAAGAUGGUACAAAAAUGUCACAUUGUUCUUAAAGUUGACACAGAUAAACCACAGAACCAUCCAGAAGUGACAGUUACCAGUAAAGUGUCCCAGAAUAUUCUAGGUUUUUGUAUAAAAAAAAAAAUAGCACUAAUUCAUAGUCUUUUGACUAGAAGUUCACUCAUUUCAUUCUCUAAACUCACAGCUCCUUUUUGCUUCAGAAAAGGUCACACCAAGAAUUUAAAUAAAUGUCACUGGAUUUGGAGCACAUUCUACUAUCUAAAGAAGCCUUCUCCUGAAAUAGGAAAUCCAGACCUAAAAUUGUGAGUCUCUUAAAAAGUUUCUGAAAUAGCAUCGUGUCCAUGAGAUAAUUUCCUCAAGAGCUGUCAGUUCCAAAAAGCUCCCAAAUGCCAAAAAUCCAUACAGACAACCUUCUUUUCCUUGUAAAAAGUUACAACUGUAAAUGGGCUGUUAAAAAUUUAACUCUUAGCACAUAAAUAGAGUCCAAAACUACAGAGAAAAAACAAACAUGAAGGGCAAGUUAGAAAUAACCUCAACUUCCUUCCAUGUAGUCUGGAAACCUCCUGUAGCUAAACAAAAGUUAUUAUUUAGAUAGUAAUUUGUUUCAACUCUGCAUUACACAAUUGUAUGAUAAACACUGUAAACAGGGAACAAAUGUGUGUGCCAGUAAUUAUCAUCAUUUUCCCCAGAUAUUAAUUCUAAUUUGGCUUCCUGCUGUUAGUGCUCAUUGUAAUUCAGAAUUUACUGCACUCGUUUUAGCACUGAGAGCUGGGGAAUAACAAGCAGAAUCACUGACACUCAGCAAUGACUUCAAAUAUCUUAUUUUGUAAACAGUUAAAAUCUACCAAGAUAAAACAUUUAAGCUUUAAGUAAACUAACUCUUCAUCUUUCAUCUUAACACAACAGACAUACUGCAAUGGGGAACUUUUAGAGCAAGCCCUGAAGACAGAAUAAAACAGGCAGCCAGACACACCUUAAAAAUGACACAGUAAAAAUAGAAUAUGUAGUUUCUAGGAAGUAUUUUGCUUUGUUUUAGUAACCCAUUUCUAAGUAAAGCUGUACAACCACUGCUGCCUCUGUAGCAAUUUGGUGUGCACUUAUCAUCUGAGUCUGUGAGCAUCCCUUGGUGACAGCACUCAUAUAAUCCUACUCAAUUGUUUCUUUUAGCAAAUUCUUUCUGUGACUUCUGAGCAAGCCUGUUCUUCAGAUCUCAGAAGCCAGCACUGAAUCACACUAAACACAGCACUGAACAUCAGUAAGUAGUAGAGCAAGUUACUGUCACAGCAGAAUUGUUGAUAAUAAAUUCUUCAAAUCUGAGCCCAUCAGUCUGAUUUUGUACUGGAAAAUUCAGAAAAAUGGCAGCAGCCACCCCUUACAAUGACAAACUUAGUUUUCUUUUCCCAAAUGUCAAGUUAUUUAAGCUCAACCACAGAAAUAAAAUAGAAACUAAAUAAUGUAAACAUGCAGCCUGAAAAUAUGUAAACCACAACUGUAAGGUAUGUUUGUUCUUUGAACAUGCCUGGGUUCAUUUUAUUUCCAUAAAAUGUCAAGGAAGACAAAAAGUCAUGUAAUGACUAAAUAAAUUAUGUAUUUUUUUGUAUA